Molecule: messenger RNA, 1206 nt
Organism: Dipodomys ordii (Ord's kangaroo rat)
Lineage: Eukaryota; Metazoa; Chordata; Mammalia; Rodentia; Heteromyidae
Product: protocadherin beta-4-like
Exons: 2
Coding region: 1-1206 (401 amino acids)
Biological process (GO): homophilic cell-cell adhesion
Cellular component (GO): plasma membrane
Molecular function (GO): calcium ion binding
Source: RefSeq, a predicted model, not a curated record
AUGGAGAAGGUAGAGAUGAUUCUCUCAAACAGGCAAGUGAGGCUCUUUGUUGUUAUGCUGUUUGUGUCUUUUGUUCGCCCGGAGCCCAUGCGAUUUUCUGUGCCAGAAGAAACAGAAAGCGGUUCCUUUGUAGCCAGUCUUACCAAAGAUCUCGGCAUGGCACUUGGGGAAUUGGCUUCCCGAUCUGCCAGGGUGGUGUCUGACGAUUAUAAACAGCAUUUGCUGCUGGACCCUCAGAACGGAGACUUGCUACUAAGGGAGAAAUUAGAUCGGGAGGAGUUCUGUGGCCCGAAGGAACCGUGUGUGUUGCGUUUCCAAGUGUCCCUGGAAAUGCCAGUGCAAUUUUUUCAGGGAGAAUUACUGAUUGAAGAUAUAAAUGAUCAUGCCCCGGUUUUUCCUGAUAGGGAAGUGCUCCUGAAAAUACCGGAAAACAGCCACCCAGGAACUCUGUUUCCAUUAACAUUAGCAGAGGAUUUGGAUGUGGGCAUUAAUGGGAUUCAAACCUACACAGUCAGCCCCAAUGCUCACUUUUAUGUGCUCACUCGAAAUAAUAGCGAAGGCAAGAAGUACCCAGAAUUGGUCCAGGACAAAGCGCUGGACCGCGAGGAACAGGCUGAGCUCAGCUUAACUCUUGUGGCUCUGGAUGGUGGGACUCCACCUAGGUCUGGCACAGUCUUGGUUCGAGUCCUGAUCAUGGACGUCAAUGACAAUGCUCCCGAGUUUGUGCACUCUCCAUAUGAGGUGCGGGUCCUGGAGAACAGCCCACCAGAUUCUGUGAUUCUAAACGUGCUAGCCAAAGAUGCAGAUGAUGGGAACUUUGGGAGUGUUUCCUAUGGCUUCUUCCAAGCAUCAGAUGACAUUAAGCAAACUUUCUCAAUAAAUGAGAUCACGGGAGAAAUUCGACUGAAAAAGGCAUUGGACUUUGAGAAAGUUACUUCUUACCGUGUGGAAAUGGAGGCCACUGAUGGAGGAGGCCUCACUGGGAAGGGCACUGUAUUCAUAGAGGUGGUGGAUGUGAAUGACAAUGCCCCGGAAAUUACCAUCUCUUCACUCACCAGCUCCAUCCCAGAGAAUGCUGCUGAGACCUUAGUGGCAUUGGUUCUCAAGAGACUGAGAACUAAGGAUCAUGAUUUGACGCCAGCCACAGUAGAGAAGUCUGAGACAUUAUGUCUAGUUAAACAGCAAAAUUCUGGACUGGAGCUAUAG